GAUUUGAGGAGUUGGAGACGAAUGAUUUCAGCAGAAAUAGGGUGAAACAUGGAGUCCAACGGUCUGGAGGACAAGGAUGUGGGGCCGGAGGUGCAGAUCAGCUUCCCCGAGUCCGUGACGAGCCGCAUCGAGGAGCUCAUGGGCGGCACGGAACAGUUCGAUAGCGAAGAGUUUGACGCCGUGUCCUACAUCAACCGAGUGUUCCCAACGGAGCAGUCGCUGGCAGGAGUAGACAGUGCAGCGGCGCGCUGUGAGAUGCGGCUGGCGGGCGUGGAGGCCGACAUCAGGCGCCUCGUGAGAGACCAGGCGCAGCAGCGGCAGGACGGCCAUGACGCGCUGUUGCAGGCUCAGCAAUGUAUUGCUGACUUAGCUUUACAGGUGACAGACAUCAACAAGAAAGCGGGUCGCAGCGAGAGCAUGGUGCGCGAGAUCACCGCCGAGAUCAAGCAGCUGGACCGCGCCAAGAGCAACCUGACGGCCGCCAUCACCGCGCUCAACCACUACCACAUGCUGUGCGGCGCGGCCGCCUCGCUCCGCGCCAUGGCCUCGCAGAGGCAGUACAGCGCCUUGUUGCCACCUUUGCAAGCUGUCAUGCAGGUACUAGAGCACUUCGAGCGCUACCGCGACAUCCGCUCCCUGAGCGCGCUGCGCGAUGACGUCACGGCGCUGCGGCACUCCCUCGCCGCGCAGAUACUAGCCGACUUCAAGGAGGCCUUCACAGCUGGUAAAGCGAGCACAGUGUCCGCUAAAACUCUGAGUGAAGCGUGCGGCGUGGUGGACGCGCUAGAGCCUAAAGUCAAGCGUGAGCUGCUCACGUGGUUCACUACUAUGCAGUUGCAGGAAUACGAGCACCUGUUCUCGGCGGAGCAGGAAUGCGCGUGGCUCACACACAUCGAGCGCCGCUACGCGUGGCUCAAGCGACAUCUGUUGGCCUUCGAAGAUGGCGCCGGGAACGUGUUCCCGAGGUCGUGGAGGCUUAGCGAGAGAAUCACUACGCACUUUUGUGAGGUGACGAAAACCCAACUGACGGCGUUGCUGGCGGCGCGACGGAGCGAGCUCGACGUGAAGCUGCUUCUCUACGCCAUACAGAAGACGUAUGCCUUCGAGUUAUUGCUGCACAAGAGGUUCCAAGAUGAUGGGGCGGCGUUGCCCGACGGCGCGGAGCUCCACGUGGACCCUCAGGCCGUGUUCGACGCUGACGCCAAAGACCCCGGGACUAUGGGAGGAGCCGCGCGGCCCGGCGGGCCGUGGGUCGGCAUCAUCGGAGCCUGCUUCGAGCCCUACCUGUCCAUCUACAUCAGCAGCCUCGACUCCAACCUGGCCUCGCUCAUGGACAGGUUCAUACAGGACGCUCGGGCGCCGGCGGCGCCGGCGGGGCGGGCGGGGGAGGCGGGCGCCGUGCUGGCGUCGUGCGCCGACCUGUUUCUCUUCUACAAGAAGUGCCUCGUGCAGUGCGCGCACCUCACCACCGGGGAACCCAUGCUGGAGCUGGCGGGCGUGUUCCAGAAGUACCUCCGCUCGUACGCCGGCGCCGUGCUGCGCGCUGCGCUGCCGCGCGCCGCCGCCGCCACUACCGCGCUCACGCUCGUUGCCAACUUACAGACGUUGGCUACCAACCAGCCGGCCACCACGCAGCGGUACAGUGCGGCGGAGAUAUCUCGCGUGACGUCCGUGAUCACCACGGCGGAGUACUGCCUCGAGACCACCGUCCACCUGCAGCAGAAGCUCAAGGAGAAGGUGGUCCCCCGCCUCGCCGAGCGCAUCGACCUGACUCCGGAGCAGGAGCUGUUCCACGCCCUCAUCGGGGACUGCAUCGCCGCGCUGGUGGCCGAGCUGGAAGCCGCCUGUGAACCCGCUCUGCAGGCCAUGGCGCGCGCCCCUUGGAUGCACGUGCAGACGGUGGGCGACCAGAGCACGUACGUGACGCAGGUCAUCAUGCACUUCAAGAACACCGUGCCCACGCUCAGGGACAACCUGGCCUCUUCAAGAAAGUACUUCACGCAGUUCUGUAUAAGAUUCGCGAACUCGUUUAUCCCGAAGUUCAUCCAGAACAUAUACAAGUGCAAGCCGAUCUCGACGGCGGGCGCCGAGCAGCUGCUGCUCGACACGCACAUGCUCAAGACCGCCUUGCUGGACUUGCCCUCCAUAGGGUCUGAAGUAAAGCGUCCCGCGCCCGCCACGUACACCAAGGUGGUGAUCAAGCUGAUGACGAAGGCGGAGAUGAUCCUCAAGCUGGUGAUGGCGCCGCUGGAGGGGGCGGGAGGGGGGGAGGCCUUCGUGGCGCAGUUCGUGCAGCUGCUGCAGGACGCCACGCUGCAGGACUUCCACAAGGUCCUGGACAUGAAGGGCGCUCGGCUGGGCAAGGCGCAGCUCUGCGCGCUGGACGCUCUGUUCAAGCAGGCGGCGAGGAGCGACGGCAAUUAGAUAUACUUUAAUGUAAACCUUAUU
Messenger RNA from Cydia splendana, 2448 nucleotides. It is a transcript of the gene Vps53, whose product is annotated as vacuolar protein sorting-associated protein 53 homolog. Gene Ontology annotation, biological process: retrograde transport, endosome to Golgi. NCBI's taxonomy places the organism in Eukaryota, Metazoa, Arthropoda, Insecta, Lepidoptera, Tortricidae. The record is from RefSeq and is a predicted model, not a curated record. Gene Ontology annotation, cellular component: GARP complex. The coding region runs from base 49 to 2424 and encodes 791 amino acids. The transcript is spliced from 17 exons.